AUGACCAGCAUUCACAAGGCCAACCCCGAGAACAACAACAAGCAGGGUUUCCAUCCCUCUGCUGGCAACUCGGCCCCUCUAACCGACAAGGGUCACCAGCCCGGCCGUAAGGUCGCCCCCCAGGACUUCGCUCCCGAGAACGAGCCCCAGGUGUACCCUCCUGGAACCGCACCUGCUAGCAACUCCUACACCCCCAACCCCGUCAACGAGCCCGGGAGCCAGGCCUUGAACCCCAAUGUCGAGCGUGGCCACGGCAAGGAAUCGGUCAAGACCAAGGCCAGUGACACGUUGAUGGGCGCCACUUCUCAGGACGUUCACACGGGUCUGGGACAGCCUGUAUCUGGACAGUCCAGCACCGAGAUCCGUCACGAUGGCCAGCACGGCCGAAAGAACCCCGGCCGUGGUCUAGAGGGCGUUGGUGCCUCUCAGGAGGGCAACUUUGAGCGCACCAUCCCUAGCCAGCGUGGAAUUGACCGGGACCAGGCUAAGCCUAACCAGCGUGGCGACAAGGGUGCUCUAGCUGCCGAGGAUAGAGAGCCUGAGAGCGCGAGCACUCUGGAUAAAGAGUGGAACUACGAGCCCCAGACUCAGAGACAACGACACCAGGCCUAA
Molecule: messenger RNA, 612 nt
Organism: Aspergillus melleus
Lineage: Eukaryota; Fungi; Ascomycota; Eurotiomycetes; Eurotiales; Aspergillaceae
Exons: 2
Coding region: 1-612 (203 amino acids)
Source: RefSeq, a predicted model, not a curated record